Molecule: messenger RNA, 4754 nt
Organism: Bufo bufo (common toad)
Lineage: Eukaryota; Metazoa; Chordata; Amphibia; Anura; Bufonidae
Gene: ARHGAP33
Product: Rho GTPase activating protein 33
Exons: 23
Coding region: 185-4084 (1299 amino acids)
Biological process (GO): small GTPase-mediated signal transduction
Cellular component (GO): actin cytoskeleton; Golgi apparatus; nucleoplasm
Molecular function (GO): GTPase activator activity; protein binding; phosphatidylinositol binding
Source: RefSeq, a predicted model, not a curated record
CCACCCCCAGCUCACGUGAGGCUGAGCAGACACUGUGACAGGAAAGGGUUAACCAGCGGCUUCCCGUUUCAGCUGCUGGACCGGCUUCCUCUUGAGUUAAGUUCCACGUUUGCAGAAACAAAGGCGCUUGCACUUUGCAUACAAAGAGCGGAGAACUGACAGCUACCUGACCGACAGAUGUGAAAUGGAAGAGACCCCUGAAAGUGAUCGGCCGCCGAAAGAAGAGACCCCCGAACCUCUGGCUCAAGCUCGGGGUUCGGACACACUGGAUUCAGGCACGGAGGGCUCCGGACGACUGAUUUCUUCUACGGCUCCCACCAGCGUCAAGGGGAGACCCAGCAAAAGGGUAACACGUGGCCCCUUCGUAAAGCUGGCGGACUGUGCUCACUAUCACUAUGAAAAUGUCAACUAUGGCCCGAUCCAGCUUUGUCUGUCCGACUCUCGCGCAGAGGAUUCCAGUGGUAGUGAAUCGGAAGCUGUUUACAUUGUGCAAGUCACAUGUCAGGGCCGUACCUGGUCUGUUUUACGGAGCUAUGAAGAUUUUCAGGUCCUUGACUCCAACCUUCACCGCUGUAUUUUUGAUAGACGUUUCUCUCAGUUGCUUGAACUACCCCCUCGCCGCGAACUUCCAUCUCAGGGCCAGCUCCUGGCUCCACUACUUUCACGAUAUUUGAAGGCUCUUUCUGGAAUUGUGGACAGUAACAUUAACUGUGGCCCUAUUCUCACCUGGAUGGAGAUUGAUAAUCACGGUAACAGGCUCCUCGUUAAUGAAGAGGCGUCGAUCAACGUUCCUGCUAUUGCCGCCGCACAUGUGAUUAAACGCUACACUGCCCAAGCGCCGGAUGAACUUUCCUUUGAGGUCGGAGAUAUUGUGUCAGUCAUUGAUAUGCCCCCGCGGGAGGACACUAGUUGGUGGAGAGGAAAACACAGCUUCCAGGUGGGCUUCUUCCCCAGCGAGUGUGUCCAGCUGAUCACAGACAGUAAGAGUCCGCCGCCGGCUGCAGAAGGUGAUAUAAAGUUGUCCAUCACAUCUCCACAUGGCUCCAACGUUCCUAGACCAGUGUGUCGUCGCCAUGGAAAGCUGGCGGGAUUGUUGCGCAGUUUUAUGGCUUCCAGGCCAAGCAAGCAACGCUUGCGACAACGAGGGAUCCUCCGGGAGAGGGUGUUUGGGACUGACCUGGGAGAACAUCUGCUGGAUUCUGGGGAAGAAGUACCUAGAGUCUUGGUCUCCUGUGCUCAGUUCAUAGAAAAAUUUGGAGUAGUGGACGGGAUAUAUCGCCUGUCGGGUGUCUCCUCCAACAUCCAGAAACUCCGACAUGAGUUUGACAGUGAGAGGAUUCCGGAUUUAUCUCGGGACACGUAUUUGCAGGACGUGCACUGUGUCAGUUCUCUGUGUAAACUCUACUUCCGUGAGCUCCCCAACCCUCUGCUGACGUACCGGCUCUAUCAUCCCUUCACUGAAGCAAUGUCCGCCCCUGCCGAAGAAGAGAAGCUUAUUCGUGUCCACGACCUCAUCCAGCAGCUCCCUCCUCCACACUACAGGACACUUGAGUACCUGAUGAGGCACCUGUCCAGUCUCAGCAUGCACAGCGACCGGACCGGCAUGCACGCACGGAACCUGGCCAUUAUCUGGGCUCCUAACCUUCUGCGGUCUCGGGAAAUGGAGUCUGUAGGGACACCAGGAGCUGACGCAUUUCGGGAGGUCCGGGUACAGUCUGUGCUGGUGGAGUUCCUGCUAUGUCAUGUGGAGACUCUCUUUAGUGAUACAUUUACUUCUAUUGGUCGCUGUGGACCGAUAAGACCUCGCUCUCUGAUGGGCAGUUGUCCAUCAGGCCGCCUUGUAAGUUUACAAGAGGCUCAGGCACGGAGUCAGAGUCAAAGGGAAGCAGCAGAGAAACUGGGAGCAGACAAAAUUUCACCCAACAAGCAUGAGAGGGCGCUAGAGAGCAGUGACGAAAGGAAAGGUCCACGUAGUAGGAAGAAAUCUGGUGGUGGCAGCAGCUGGAGAACAUUCUUUGCUAUAGGCAAAAAUUCAUCGCAGCAGAAGAAAUCUCGCUCUGGAGGUCUCCGAGAGACAGCCGCCCACCAGAGAGUCUUGGAAACUGUGACGUUGCGUUCAGCUAAGAGCGAGGAGUCGCUGUGUUCUCACACCAGUGUAACUGGAUUUCACCGGGCCUCACGUCUCCGGCGGCCACGUUCAACAAGCGACGGCCUCACCUCUCGGCUGCCUCAUUGCCGGUCGGCAGAAAGCCUGGCGCAGUCAUCCCCUUCUCCCCCUGGCGUGCCAUCCCCUCCUCCUACAUCAGGCCGUCCCCAGUCAGCAUGGAUUGAAGAAGACCUGGACUUGUCGCCGCCGCUCCCCGAGAUGGACGGUCUUGGUUUUGACCCUUUAUCUUUCCGCCUUUCGUUCUCUGACCACGAAGAAGGGAAGUCUCCUACAAUAGUCAAAGCAGAAGUGACCAGCCAAGGCCAUACCCUACCGCGCCGACUGAGUCUUUCUCCUACCGGUGGCUGCUCCCCGUCCCCCUCUCACAGCCCGCCUGAGCGCUUGGUCACAGACAUGGAUAACCAGGCUCCCCGGAGUCUGUCUCCUCCUCCUCAGAUGUUGAACUUGCUGCUUCAAUCCUGCCAACUGCGUCUUGGCGAGGCCUGUCAGAAGGAGGCGAAGGGAAAAGUAACUGCGGCCCCUAGCCAAGAAGAUGCCCCAAAGGGAGUGACGCUCUCUCCACAGCAAACCGCUCGUGCUCCACCGAUGUCUGUCAUGCGACAGCUUCCACCUCCUCCACCCCCAAAAGAUCCCGCUCGGCUUAUGGCUUUGAAGUUGGCAGAGAGCGCCCAGCGCGCCCUUCAGUCUUCAGUAUCCACCGGGACUGUCCCUGCAAAGUUGUCACAGAGAUCAGCACCCCCGCACCCCUCCACCUCAGUAUUCAGACGUUCCCUGUCCAUGGAGUGCAGUGAGAGCUCGGCGCCAAAGGAGGGUCCCCUGUACUCCGAGCUGCGACCACCAUUAAUCAGGCUCAAUGAGAAAAUCGACACCCAACAACGGCCACCGAGACCCCAGAUGCACACUACUAUGGCACCAGGCUCCACCCCAGCAGAUCUCCGAAAAAUGGCCCCAGCAGCCACCCCUCUUUCCAGAGCUCCUCGUCUACAUACAAGGUCUGGCAGCCUUCCUGCGCCUCCAGGUCUUUUUCCUCCACGCACACGUCCACCCCCAUACAGAUUUCCAGAGGAAGGACCUCGGAUGCCUCCACAUCGCUCUGCUCCUCCUUGGCCAGAACCAGAGGGCCUCUAUUACGAGAUAUUGGGAGACCCUCCACAUAUGGCACCCUUCAAUGCCUCAUAUGGAUUAAUUCAAACCCCUUGGCCUUACAUGGCAUCACCUCCAUCUCAUCACCCUCAUUCUGUACCUCCACCUGCCUGGUAUGGGCGGCCUCCUCCACCUCAACCAGAGCUUUUGAGUUAUCAGCGUUGGGACAGGACGCCUCCCGCACAUUUGCGCUCAUAUAUUGUAGGGGGAAGUGUCCCAUAUCCGUAUAUGGGGACCGCUGAAGGUAGAGGUCAAGCUAACAUUUCCCGACCUCACCAACAAGGGAGAAGAGAGGAACCAAUUUAUGUUAAUCUCCCCCCAAAAGCAGAUAUAGGUAGCCAUUUCCAGGGCAAUAGGGACCCUGCAGAUCCAAAACCAGACCUGCCGCACAAGCAGCGUCCUGGCCAACCCCCUAGCAUAGGAAGGCAUGAAAGCUUUGUAGACCCUCAACCCACAAAACAACAGCACAACCCCCAACCGUUAAGAAGGGAGGGGUCUCUUGGCUUUUUUCGCCCACCUCCUCACACUGCGAUGUGGGGCACACAACCUAAAUACCAAGAGGCUACAGAACCUCCAAUUAUCACUUAUGAGACUCCUGAAGGAGGGGGCCAGAGAAUGAGCUAUGUGGCCCCACACUGUAUGCUGUCAGAGGGAGGGACACUGUAUGGAAACCUGGAGCAAAGAGGACCUCCACACAGGUCUGCCACCCCCGCAGGAUUCAUGGGUUCUCCCUGGACGGUUCACACAGAGGGGCAAACUAGGAGUUACUGUUGAGAAGAACUUAAGAGAACCCAUGUUCUUGUAGAUUUCACUAAUGUCAAAUCACUGAUCAGAACUUGGUCCCUUUCUAGACACGCCCACGAGGAGCCAGAAACCAAACACUAAAUCAGCUGUACUGAACUCUUGACCUGUUGUGUGUGUGUGUAGUGGUCCUGUGUGGGGAAUAGGAAACAAUUUUGCGUCAAUUUAAAAAAAAAUAGCAAAUAAUUAUUUCAUCUCGACCCCCCAGUCACGUUUAACACAUGGACAAUGUUACAAACAUUCUUCAUGGUCCAUGGAAAGCACUGCCAUGCAUGGGUUAAUGAUAAUAGAUGACCUCUCCCAGCAGACAGAUCCUCCCUUGCAUUUAGCCAUGUCCAUGACCGCUCCAAGGGUUGCAUGAGAUGGGCAGGAAGUGGGUAGAAAAGCAAAUUAAAACUUGGAUUAUGCCCAGCAUUAAAUCACUUCCAUGGACUGUAAUUAUUUAUUAGAUUUUUGCAGUAUGAAUUAUUGCACUCGGAUGAUUGUAAUCACUUGGUUCUAUUGUCCUUCUGCCAUGCAGGGGGCUGUAAUAUGUGCGCAGUUCAUUGUAGUUGUAUUAUGACAUAAUUGUAUACACAAUCAUUUACUCCUGGCUUAAACGGGCACUUACUGGCACUUUUUCUUCGUCUCCCAUAGUGCCUUA